Esox lucius (northern pike) is the source of this 5043-nucleotide messenger RNA. RefSeq names its product nuclear receptor binding protein 2b (gene nrbp2b). The record is from RefSeq and is a predicted model, not a curated record. Gene Ontology annotation, molecular function: ATP binding; protein serine/threonine kinase activity. The transcript is spliced from 17 exons. Gene Ontology annotation, cellular component: endomembrane system; cytoplasm. Lineage: Eukaryota; Metazoa; Chordata; Actinopteri; Esociformes; Esocidae. Bases 504 to 2042 code for a protein of 512 amino acids. Gene Ontology annotation, biological process: protein phosphorylation; intracellular signal transduction; endoplasmic reticulum to Golgi vesicle-mediated transport.
UGAGCUUAGCUAAAGCAGAAUCCCAUGCACGGUUCAAGGAAAUUAGCCACAACAUCAGUAAAUACGCAUGGUGGAGGGAGAGGUAGACAGAAUACAGAAUACCGUAAAUAGGAAAGGUAAAUAACGAAACGAAGGGAGGAACCGGAGAAACACCAUAUUUUUCCACCCAAAACAUGCUUUUUUAUUGCCCAUGGCUGCUCUUCAUCUUGAAAUAGCCAACGAAUAGAAAGACCAAUAUUUCGCAAUUUGUUUUGUAUGCAGUGAUCGCACUGAACUGGAUUAUUUUUUCCCUUUGACCGAUUAACAUGACUUAGAUCAUUUAUCUGAACUUUUUGUUGGAAGGUGUUAAAUGAAAAAUAUGAUUACGGUUUACCCCUGCUGACCGCACGAGGAUGUGUUAAGUGCUUGAGCACGGUGUCAUCUGAGACUGCACAGACCGCGCUCGACGUCUGGGCUAUAUUCGAGUGAAAACACUGGGGAAAUAAUAUUAAACACGGAGUAAAAUGACUAUGUCGGUUCCGGAAAGGAAUUCAGGGUCCGAGGGCAAGGAAGAAGAGAGUGAAGAUGAGAGUGAAAUCGUGGAGGAAAGCCCGUGUGGUCGCUGGCAAAAGCGAAAAGAGCAGAUCAGUCAAGGUAAUGUCCCAGGCGUUGAGAGUGCAUCGCUGGCCAUGGACACUGAGGAGGGAGUGGAGGUGGUGUGGAACGAGGUUCUCUUCUGUGACAGGAAGGUGUUCAAGGCACAGGAGGAGAAGAUUAAGGUGAUGUUUGAGAACCUGAUGCAGGUUGAGCACCCAAAUAUUGUCAAGUUCCAUAAGUACUGGCUGGACAUGAAAGAGAGUCGGGCUCGGGUCAUUUUUAUCACUGAGUACAUGUCUUCAGGCAGCCUCAAACAGUUUCUCAAGAAAACCAAGAAAAACCACAAAACCAUGAAUGUCAAGGCGUGGAAACGAUGGUGUACUCAAAUUCUCUCUGCCCUCAGUUACCUGCACUCUUGCGAACCGCCCAUCAUCCAUGGCAACCUGACCUGUGACACCAUCUUCAUCCAACACAAUGGUCUUAUCAAGAUUGGCUCAGUAUGGCACAGGCUGUUUGUGAAUGCUGUUCGUCUCGCCCUCCCAGUGUUUCCGGAGGCCAGCGUUCAUGGUAAAGUCCGUCCCAGUCGUGAAGAGCAAAGGAACCUGCACUUUUUCUCUCCUGAAUAUGGCUCCGCUGAGGAUGACUAUGCAAUCGACAUCUUCUCUUUUGGGAUCUGCGCCCUGGAAAUGGCUGUCCUGGAAAUCCAGGCUAAUGGGGAUGCUGUUGUGUCCAAGGAGGCCAUUACAAACGCCGGCCAAUCACUGGAAGACCCCCUCAUGAGAGAGUUCACCCAGUCGUGUGUGCGUCACGAGCCCAAGCAGAGGCCCACGGCCCAUGACCUGCUGUUUCACCGUGUGCUGUUCGAGGUCCAUUCCCUGAAGCUGCUGGCUGCCCACUGCCUCAUCAGCAACCAAUACCUGCUGCCGGAAAACUGUGUCGAGGAAAAGACCAAGUCCUUUGACCCCAACGGCCUCAUGGCAGAGAUCAGACAUGGUGACCGGCCCGGUGUCCAGCUCAAGUACUCCCAUGUGUCCCCUUUGGAGCUAGACAAGUUCCUGGAGGACGUUAAGAAUGGGAUAUACCCCCUCAUGAACUUUGCCUCGUCACGGCCCCACCCUGUCCCCCGCGCCCUCUCCUUGUCCCAUGAGCAGGUGGAGACGGCAAAGAGCCCCACCCCUGAGCCCCAAGAGACAGAGAGUAGGAAGGUGAUUCAAAUGCACUGUAACUUGGAGUCAAAUGAAGAAGGGACCAAAACUCAUCUCAUUCUAUUUCUUAAAAUGGACGACAAGCUCCAUCGACAAUUGAGCUGUGACAUCUUUCCAACUGACAGCUCCAAAGACCUUGCCAAUGAACUUGUUCACUACGCUUUCAUAAGUGAAGAGGACUGUGAGAAACUGGCAGGGUUCCUCGAGGACGCGCUCACCAGACACAAGGGCAAAGCGCUGUCCUCCGGGACAACACAGUGAGAUGUGUUCUGAAAGCUGGCCUACAGAGAGGGGCCUCGGGCAUUGAUCACCCCAAGAGAGAGGGAGACAUGGGCCGGAGGGCAGGAUCACUCAGCCAAGAUCAGAGGGGUCAGAACCAGUGAGGGUUUGAAGGGAUUGGCCUGAUGACUGGUGAUUUGGACUGGGCCUGAAUAAUGGUGACUGAGUCUGAUGAUUGGUGAUUGGUGGAUUAUCUCAUAAAGGACUAGGAAAGACCAGGACCGAGUGACAAAAAGUAUCUUCACUUGGAGGACCCAGAGGCAUCAUGGCUGUGUUCAGCUAUCCCACAAUGCAGUGGAGGGUUGAUAAGUUCCCCUGCCUAAACGGGCUGGAAUGCCUUAAGUUUUUGUCAUGACUGGUGGCACUAGGUUUUCUGCACUGCCAGCAAAGAAGUUCCCAAAAGUAGAUGCCUGUAGUGCAUUCAAAAUGAACCGCUUAAAUAAAGGUUUCCAUGUUACUUUCCCAGCCUUUAAUUCAUUGUUUAUUAAUCCCAAUUUUACAGUCAAAUUUAGUUGUUUUUGGACAAUAAUCUUUAAAGAGUUUAAUUUUGAUAAAACAAGAUUAAAUUUGAUAAAUUUGAUAAAAGCACUAGUUUUGUAACCCCCACCAAUACCUACUGUAGAAAUGUCUGGUGAGAGCAAUUUUGAUGGGAACAAUGAAAGCCCUUCAACAUACUGGUAAUGCUAAAUAUGGUAACAAGUAGGUUAACUUAUUUAGUGUGUUUGUUUAGUUCUAUGAACAGCAUUUAUCAUUGUGCAGACCUCUAUUUCUAGAGUGUAAUUGUCUUCAAAACACACUCACAGUGUUUUCUAUUAAGGCUUUGCUAGCCAGAAUGACACAUUGGAUUAGUAAUAACUAGUAGUGAGAGUAUGCCCCAUUAGCCUGUAGUGCUCUUAAAGGAAUUUUUAGACCUAAAAUCUUUUUUGGGGUAAAACUACCCUUUUGUUGAAGGCCCAAGGUGUCAUAUAUAUUCUUUACUUCUCUUCCAGCCUGGAGUUAGCAUCAUUAGCUUUGUCCAAAUUUAUGAAUUAAAACCAGGAUAUCUUAACUAGGAAAUGGUGCUUGGCAUACAGAAACAUACUUGAAAGCACUUCAAACUAGGACUGGUGGCAUUGUUUACCUCAAAGAACCUGUCAGUAAUGUUUUCUUUUUUACUAUACACUUAUUAUUUUUAGCUGCCCUGAUACUUCCUCAGGCAAAUGUCAAGCACAUUUAGCAUUUACUAUAUUCUCAGAUGGAUUGGUGACAAUAACAUGAGCAUAUAAUGGGAUUGACAUCUAUAUAACCAUCCGAUUUUACCGGGUCAUAGCAUGACAUAUGCUUAAGUACAAAUGGUAGUGUAAAUUUUGGCCAGUUUUGCUAAGCGCAGUGGGGAGAUUCAUAAUGUUUAUUCAAAGUCACUUGUUUCUGUGAAAUUUCCUGUUUCUCUGGCGAUUCCAAAAUCCUCUUAACUAAAUCUCUACAAAUCUAAAUUCCAAUAAAGAGAUAGUUGUAGCUAACCUAGCUACAACUAUCACUGAGCAGGGGAUGCUGGGGCAAGGGAAUAUUGUGUCAGGUUGAAGUAAAGAAAUUCAAGCAAUGAGUUUGGCAAUAUGCAAUCAAAGAAAUUACUGCUAGUUUUACAGAUUACUAAAGUUAGUUUGCAUAAUUUUUAGGUUAGUUUUCACAUGCAGUGCAGUUUUUCAGGUUUAAAUUCAAAAAUUGGGACACAGCUAAUGAUUCUAUCUCCAUGUUGGGAGAGACUUUUAGAAUGUCUAAUUGUGAAAUAUGACGCCAUGGUCCUUCAUACACCACCACAGGUAAGGGGAAUUUCACCUAAACGUGAUUUUAGGUUAAACUAUCCCUUUUAGGGUUUUCACUGUGAGUGUUUUGAAAGCCAAGUACUUGCAAAGUGCCUGUGAUGGCAACCCACCAUGUACAAAACCCACAAUACAUACAUCCACCGCAACAUAACAAAUUCAGAAGAAAAUAAAAACUACCUACCAGGCCUUCAAAUAUUCAGGCUAUUGGGUUGUUGAUAACAGAAUGCUAUACUUUUAUCAUCCUUUAUUUUGUAAACCAGCUUGUGAAUGUGAAGAGGGACCACAGCUUGAAUCCUACAAAUGGAAUUGUAGCUAAAGAUGUAGAAUAUAAAUAUAGUGAAGUCCACUCCAAUUGCACCAUUUAAAAAAAUUAUAAAUAGGUUAUUAUAGAGUUCAGAACAAAUACAUUUCUGAAUAAUGUUUUGGGAGGAGUAAUCAAUUAUUGGUCUUUUGAGUAAUAACAUCUUUGUUUUUCAACACCAAAAGGCAUAUUCAUAGGUGCUUCUUGAAGCUGAAUUAUGUGUUAAUAAAUGUUAUUUACCCCUAUGUCCACUGAUGUUUAAAUCCUUUGAAGAAAGCAAGACUCAAUAAUGUGAUUUAGUAUUUUGGAUGGUUUUAAAAGGUUGCCACAUUUGGGGGGACAAGAAGAAGAAAUUAAAGUUGUUCCAAUAUCUAUUCUUAAAUAUUUGCAUUUGUUAACAAUAUUACAUUUGUUUCUUAUGCUAUAUGUAAAGCUGUGGUCCCAUUACAAUUGCACUUGUAUAGAUGUUGCAUAAUAUGCUAAUUGCUCUUGAAAUGUAAAGCCUUUAUCAGAAAAUCAAUGUGGUGUAGAUAAAUAUGUCUGUUUUUUGUUCAAAGGUGUUUACCUUGAACAGAAGUGUGAAUGCUCAGAGUGGUGCUACCAUUGUCUAGUCUGCAUUGCAUGUCUUAAUAAAAUCUCCAAAAAGUUAAAUGUGCUUUUCCAAGAUUGCCUUAGUCAUUGACAGAGUUCCAUUCAUUGACUUGACUCCAGGAUGGUCCUGAUCAAAGAGUGUAAUUUUUAGAGUGUGCAAAGCCCUUCAUCCAUCCAUCAGUCUUUUUCUGUAGCAAUCACUUUCUCCUAUGUCUGGAUUCUGUUUAAUAUCCUGCUGUAAAAUAUUGUACUGCAAUGAAUGACAAUAAAACAGUGUGAUGUCAUGUUA